This is a messenger RNA of Diachasma alloeum, 1883 nucleotides long. RefSeq names its product esterase E4. Bases 77 to 1759 code for a protein of 560 amino acids. The record is from RefSeq and is a predicted model, not a curated record. Lineage: Eukaryota; Metazoa; Arthropoda; Insecta; Hymenoptera; Braconidae. The transcript is spliced from 8 exons.
CGGAUAUUCCAUUCCAGUGUCGCAAGUAACUUCAUUUGUGACAUUUCGCAUGAUAUAGUUGUCUCGAUUUGCCAAUAUGAAGUGGAUUUUCCUGCUUCUUUGUUUCGUCUCUGUCAGUGUUGCUUACGCUAGCAGAGGAGAUACAGACGAGAUAGUUGAGGUGGAAUUGUCGCUGGGUAAGAUCAAGGGUUCAAUCAUCAACUCGAGGUUGAAGAAGAAAAUAUAUUCAUUUCGUGGGGUGCGAUUUGCCGAGCCGCCGACCGGUGAAUUACGAUUCAAACCACCGGUUUCAGUGAAACCUUGGAACCGGACAUUCGAUGCGUCGAAAGAAGGUCCAGGAUGUCCGCAGCCAAAUUUAGACUUGCAAUCUGAGGAUUGUUUGCGUCUCAACGUCUACACAACGAAGUUCCCAUCGAAAGAUGAAGCAGUGAAGAGACCGGUUAUUGUCUUCUUUCAUCCCGGCGGCUUCUACAGUUGGUCCGGACAGACUUACUAUGCUGGUCCUCAUUAUAUCAUGGACCAAGAUAUCGUCUUAGUGACUGUCAAUUAUCGCCUAGGGUCUUUAGGAUUUUUGAGUACUGGAGAUGCCCUGGCACCCGGCAACAACGGCCUGAAGGAUCAAGUGGUGGCACUCCGCUGGGUCCAGAAGCACAUAUCAAAAUUCGGAGGUGAUCCGAAUUCCGUUACAAUAGCCGGAUGCAGUGCGGGUUCAUGGAGUAAUUCAGUUCAUCUUGUCUCACCAAUGAGCAAGGGCUUGUUUCACCGGGUAAUCGGUGUGAGUGGAGCUGCGACAUUCCAAAAUCUAUUGCCCCAUCACCAGAAGGACCUGGCGAAGAGGCAAGCGGAAAUCCUUGGAUGCCCCAGUGACACCACCGAGAGGAUACUCGCUUGUCUGAAGACUAAAACUGCCGAAGAAUUCGGAAAUUCACUCCCUCAAUUUGCUGAGUGGCAGGGAGAUCCAGUUUUGCAGUGGAGACCGGUCAUCGAGCCGGAGGUGCCUGGAGUGGAAAGAUUCCUCUCUGAUCAGCCAGUCGAUCUCAUCAGACAAGGAAAACUCUAUCACGUGCCUGUGAUGACGGGCAUCACUAAGGACGAAUUUGGUGGUGUUGUUACCAUUCCCAUCGGACAGGCGCAUAACGGUAGCAACGCGAUAUUCGAUGACAUAAAUGCCAAUUACACGAGAAUCUUUCCGAUAAGUUUUUUCUACGAACGUGGUACAGAGAGAUCCCUCGCCAUCACCGAGAGCCUCAGGAAGUUCUACCUCAAGGGAAAACCCGUUGGUGUUGAUAGCUGGCAAGGAUUGGCGGAUCUUUACGCAGAUGCUCUCGUUGGAUUCGCUAAUCAUCGCUUUGUAAAUCUCAUGGGUGGACAUUCGAGAGCACCAGUGUGGUACUGGAAAUUCUCUUAUCAGGGACGUUUCACUACUGCAAGAUGGCCGGACGGUAAACCAUUCGGUGUUGUACAUCAAGACGACUUGAUGUAUCUCUUCUACCAGAGCAAGGUAUUUCCAUACUUCGAGGACGAUGCACCGGAGAAUGUGAUGGUGGAGAAGAUGACUGCCAUAUGGGCGAACUUUGCUAAAACUGGUGAACCAAUACCGAAAGACAAUCCUCUGUUCAAAGAUGUUAGUUGGACGAAAUUCACGCCGGAGAAUCAAGCUUAUUUGGACAUUGAUAAUAAACUCGAGGUGAAGAAUGGACUUUACAUCGAUAGAAUGAAGGAGUGGGAAAGACUGUUUCCCUUGAGGCCAUUGCCUUGAUCAUCAACAUCGAUCAUCAAAUCAUACAUUUAACAUAACUAAGACAAAACGGAAAUUUAUGAAAUGUUUUGGAGAGAUCAACCAGUCAUUAAUAAAGAGACGAUUAUCUUAUAAAAAUGGUUCA